Molecule: messenger RNA, 750 nt
Organism: Parnassius mnemosyne (clouded apollo)
Lineage: Eukaryota; Metazoa; Arthropoda; Insecta; Lepidoptera; Papilionidae
Source: the annotation of a GenBank genome assembly
AUGCAACGAGAAGAAAAGCAAUUGGAAGCCACAUUACAUGCUAUAUUAAACAGAGUUAAUGAUCUAAAAAGUGCUAUACAAGCACUCAUAACAAAAUUAGAAACUGAAUACGAAACCAUAAAUUGGCCAACAUUUCUUGAUAAUUAUGCAAUUUUAUCUGGUCAUCUGACUGGUUUGAGCAAAAUUCUUCAGUCUGAAGUGGCUCCUUCAUUGCGAUCUGUUGUCGUACUCCCUUUGCAAUUAGGUUGUGAACGAGAUGAAGCAUUAGCUCGUUUAACUGAAGGAAGGGUGCCUGCUUGUACUCAUGACUUAGUGCCAGAUUUGCUGAGAACUAAACCUGAACCUCAAGCAGAACAACGUCUUCAACAAUUUAACCAUAAAGCCAGUACACUUAGUCAUGAUACAGCACAGAAACAAGUUGCUCAAUUUACAAAAGUCAUAAGUCAUGUAUGGGAAAUUAUAUCAAAAGGACGUGAAGAUUGGGAGGGUGAAUCUAUGAGAUCAGCAGGUAUGCAGCCAACUCACAGUAUAGCUGAUACACAUGCGUUAGUAACUGCAGUUGGAACAGGAAAGGGGCUAAGACCUGGCAUGCCUUCCAUUGUACCGCAAGGAGUAGGGGCUCCAGGCAUGGGACCUUCACGUGGGCCUGCGCCACAACUUGGUCCAGCUGCACCUGCCAUGCCUAAAGCACCUUCAGCUAUUAAAACAAACAUUAAAGCAGCUAACCAAAUACACCCAUAUCAGCGAUAA